Molecule: messenger RNA, 1818 nt
Organism: Tribolium castaneum (red flour beetle)
Lineage: Eukaryota; Metazoa; Arthropoda; Insecta; Coleoptera; Tenebrionidae
Product: juvenile hormone esterase-like
Exons: 8
Coding region: 10-1710 (566 amino acids)
Source: RefSeq, a predicted model, not a curated record
AGAUAAGAUAUGAAUCCGAAUUCAAAAGUAAUCAUAAUCACAAAUCUAACCAUGAAGUUCAUACUUCUUGUAUUAUUUAAUUUAGUUUCAACUUUUGCAAAUCAGGACCUGAAUCCUGAAAUAUCUACACCACUCGGCAAGAUACAAGGUUCCACCCUUGUCUCAAGAUUAAACGAAACUAUUUUUGCCUUUAGAGGAGUGCGUUAUGCACAACCACCUAUCGGAGAUCUUCGUUUUAAACCCCCAGUCCCGGUAAACAAAUGGUCAGGUGUUUACAAUGCCACUAGUGACGGUCCUGUUUGUCCUCAACCAACCGAUGAUCCUGUUUCUGAAGACUGUCUUCUUCUAAAUGUCUACACCACUGAACUCCCUGAUAAUGACAAUAAGCCAAAACGCCCCGUCAUUGUCUACUUACACCCAGGUGGUUUUUACAGUGUGACAGGUCGUAGUGACUGGGCUGGGCCACAAUAUUUCACGGACCAUGAUAUUGUUUUGGUCACUUUUAAUUAUCGACUGGGGUCUUUAGGUUUCAUUAGCACCGGUGAGGAUGCUCCAGGAAACAACGGAUUAAAAGACCAAGUUCUGGCCUUAAAAUGGGUGAAAAAUUAUAUUGAAUAUUUCGGGGGAGACCCAGAUAUGGUUACUUUGUUUGGCUACAGCGCUGGUUCCUGGAGCAUCACUCUGCAUCUGGUAUCACCCAUGUCAAGUGGUUUGUUCCAUAAAGCCAUAAUUGGAAGUGGCUCAGUUUUGGGGCAAUGGAAGUUACCUCGAAAUCAGCUAGAAUUAGCCAAAAAGCAAGCGAGAUUAGUGGGUUGUCCUGUGCUUAACCCUAAGGAUAUGAUUGCUUGUUUGAAAUCAAUUCCAGCGGAAGUGUUAGGAAAUUCUUUGGAUGGGUUUGAUGAGUUUUCGUACGAUCCUGUAAUUGUGUGGUAUCCGGUUAUUGAGGACGGUUUCGGGCAAGAAAGGUUCUUAACCGAAGACCCAAUUAAAAUGUUUGAAAGAGGAGACUUUCAAAAAGUCCCAAUUGUAAUUGGGGUGACAAAGGACGAGUUUGGCAACAGGGCCUUUCCUAUUCUUCUUAAUGCUACACUAACAAAUGAGUUAAGCAAUGAUUUUGAAACUUAUGCCCCGAUUUGUUUUCUGUACGAACGUGAAACAAACAAAUCCAAAGAAAUAAGUGCAGCUCUGAGAGAAUUUUAUCUAGGAAAUGAUCCUUUAACUAACUCCUCUCUUCAGGGCAUUGCAGACGCAUUUGCUGAUUCAAUUAUAGGUUUUGCUGCAAACAGAGCUGCCAGGCUAAUAUCGCUAAAAAAUUCUGAACCCGUUUACUAUUACGAAUUUACUUACCAAGGCCGUUUCAGUCAUUUUUAUCUUCCUGACAGUAAUAAUACCAUUCCGUAUGGUGUGGUUCAUCACGAUGAUUUGAUUUAUCUGUUCUAUAUCUCGGCAAUGUUUCCGUUUUUUGACGAUAGUUAUCCCGAGAGUGAAAUGGUGGAUAAACUGACUUUAAUGUGGUCAACUUUUGCCAAAACUGGUUAUCCGAUUCCUGAGACGGGCACCAUUCUCGCAGGGAUAAAUUGGGAACCCUUUAAUAUAUCCAGUAACAAAUAUCUGGAAAUUGGCAAGGAGAUUGUUCUUAAAGAGGGAUUGUAUCAGGAGAGGUACAAUUUCUGGAAUGAAUUAUUUCCGAUAAGAAAAUUAUGUUUUUGAAAUUUUGACUGGAGAAUUGUAUUGUAAAAUGUUUUAUUUCUUGUAAAAUAUUGGUAGGUAUAUGAAAAAAAAGCCACUGGUAUUUUUAUCAAUAUAUUCAUGUUCGUA